GUCCGCAUGGACAUCCCUUGGCUUGUGUCUCUCGGUUGCCCUCACAGGAAUUUCUAUACGGACUCUCGCGUAGAGGAUUCCCUCCUUCCCCCCCCUCCGGCGGCCACGGCCUCCGCGCUCCGCCGCCGCCCAGUCUGGGCGCCGCACGACCCUUGCCCCAAACCUUAUCCAACCGAUUUGCCGGUGAUGAAACCCUAACCCUAAUCCGACCAAUUGGACCCAGGAAAAAAACAAACAAAAGAAAAUAAAAUCUCGUAGGGCGGGGCGUUCUAUUCCUCAAUUUCCUCAGAAUGGAGUUGUCUGGUUCAUCUUUAGACAAUGAGUCGAUAGAAACUGUUGAAGACUCGAGUGACAGAGAGGAAGAUGAUGGAGCGAUACAUAGAAGGCCAAUGGGCCACGAUUCGAGAGAAAAUAUGGCCGUACAAGAGUACCAAGCUUUGAAAGAUGUUGAAGCUUGUAAAACAUCAACGUUGACAGAUCCGGGCGUAAGAGAGAAGCAAAAGGCGGCAAUCGUAAACUCACAAUUGGAACCAGAAGUUGGUAUGGCAUUUCACUCAGAGGAUCGAGCUUAUUUGUUUUAUAAUAAAUAUGCUCAGCGAAAGGGUUUUAGCGUUCGGAAAGGCCAUCUCGGUCGGAGAAAAGAUGGGAGUGUACGGAAUAGAGUCUUCUUAUGUAGCAAUGAAGGUUCUCGUCAGAAACAUAGUACACACUUGACGAAGAAACCCCGUGAAGCCGUCAGGACGAAUUGUAUGGCUCGCAUUGAGUAUAAAGUAAGUCGUGAUGGCAUUUGGGUUGUGAGCAAAAUCAUCUAUGAGCACAACCAUCCUCUCGUCAGGCCACAUAAAGCACACCUACUAAGGUCUCACAGAAGGCUAUUAUUAGCACAGCAGGAUGAGACAGGUGCUGUUGGAGAGAAACCUAUCGAAGCUCUUGAAUUUCCUUUAGAGGAGGCUCGUGAAUCUGAAACUGUUGGGUUUCUUCUAAAGGAUCAAAGCAGCUACUUGCACACCACGCGGAUGAGAGAACUUGAGAAGGGAGAUGCCCAAGUUCUUUUAGAGUUCUUGAAAGCUAAGCAGUUAGAGGAUCCAUCAUUUUUCUAUGCUAUACAGCUUGAUGACCGGGAACAGGUGACCAACGUCUUUUGGGCUGAUGCACGAUCAAUUAUUGAUUACUCCUACUUUGGGGAUGUCAUCUUAUUUGAUACAACUUACCGCUUAAACAAGAGCGAUUUACCUUUUGCACCGUUCCUUGGAAUAAACCACCAUAAACAAGUUGUUGUGUUUGGUGCUGCUUUGUUGUUAGAUGAAACAACAGAAUCAUUUAUGUGGUUGUUUAAAACCUUUAUGGUUGCGAUGUCCGAACGGCAACCAAAGACUAUAUUUACCGAUCAUUGUGCUGCACUUUCAAGAGCUAUUAGUGUGGCACUACCUGAGACUUGUCACCGCCUCUGUCUGUGGCAUAUAAUACAAAAUGCCAGCAUACAUAUUUCUCAUUUACACAACAGUGAGCCGAACUUUCUAAAGGAAUUUAAGAAUUGCAUAUAUGAAUGUCGCUCCGAGGAGGAAUUUCAUAAUGGAUGGGUUGAUUUAGUCAACAAAUAUGAUCUUGGUAGCAAUUCAUGGUUAGAAGAUUUAUAUGCAGUACGAGAUAAGUGGUCAUUGAUUUAUCAGAAGAACUCAUUUUGUGCUUCCAUGACUACAGUUCGGUGGAGCGAAAGCAUGAAGAAUCACUUCAAAAAGCAUUUCAAUAGGAAGUUGCCCCUCAACAAGUUUAUUGAGCUCUACCAUAAGACAUUGACACGCUUUCGUGAAAAGGAGCUCUUUGAAGAUUAUAAAUCCAGGCAGACUAAACCGGUUCUGCUUGUUGACAUGCCUAUGUUGAAUGAAGCAGCCGAAGCAUAUACUAGGACUAUGUACAAUGAAUUUGAGGGUGAGUUUAAGAGCCAGCUUUCUUGUAUUUGUGAACCAGUUGGUUUGAAUGAGACUAUAUAUACGUUUAAGGUUUCACUGACUGAAAAUCGAUGCUAUGGCUUCGUCGAGUUCAACCCAUCUAAUCUGUUAGUGACAUGCAGCUGCAGGAAGUUUGAGACCGUAGGCAUCCUAUGUAUGCAUGCUUUAAAAGUUCUCAAUAAUAACAAUAUUCUCCACCUUCCACCUCGAUAUGUACUGAAGAGGUGGACAAAAUACGCAAAUAUUGAGGUAGUAUCUGACAAAAUCCGCUAUGUGGCUGAUGUUGAUGGCCAAGAACCUAUGACAUUGCAAUACGUUCGUGUCUGGCGAAAGGCACUGUCUAUUGCAGUGAAGAGUGCUUUUUCUGAGGAUGCCUUGCAAAUAUAUGAAAACGAACUUGAUAAAUUGAUGGCUAAAGUGGAACAUGUGUUGCAUAUGGCUCCUUUGAACAGACCAGCAGAUGAUGAAGAUGUCACAGUUGUUGACAAUAUGCAACAUAACACAUUAGAAGCCAGAAAGAAGAAGCGCGGGAGGAAACCAAAGAGUGAAUCCGAGAAGAGAAGGAAGAAACCACAAACUAUUAUAAGUUCUCUUGAUACAACCACUCUUCAGCAGCCUCCACAGAAUACUGUAAAUGCAAGGCAAAAUGUGACUUCAGCUCAAGUAAUGGUUGACGAUCCAUCACGCAUUCAAUCUUAUCAUCAGAAUGGACCCACAUCAUACUGUAAUCCCAUCCCAAUGCAACCCACAGGAUGCCCUUUCCCUCAAGAGACAGUCAUCCCUACUCAGGAAUCUUUCCUACCUACACAUGGAAUAUUUGACCAUACAAUCGCUCCACAAGGAUCAAGCAAUCCCAACAUGGCAUGGUGUAGUGCCAGGGGACCAGUUGGCAUUCCCAUGCCUGUUUUGCCGGGCCAGUCCAAUUUUGUCAAUUGGGUGGCUCAACCUCGCUCCAUUCCAAAUGUCACCAUGCCGCACAAUCACCUUGAUCAUCCAAUGCAUUCCACUGUUCCAACCCACCACCAGUCAAUGUCCCGUAAGCUUAAUUUUGACAUCAAUAAAGGUAGUUAAGUAGGAAUGGUGUAGAAUAUGCGAUGAUUGAGAGUGUUGUUGACUUCAGAAUGCUUGCUGACAAGGCGUAAAUGCUGUUCUUCCUUCAACUUGCGGAUGCAUCAAGCUUGUACAAUCUUGUGUUUAGCUUUUUCUCUGUCAUAAUUCCUAGGUUGCUUAUUCUAUAGCUAAAUCCUAUUCUCGUUAUGCGAAUGACUUAGUCAUGCUUGUACAGAUAGUUCUAACAGUUUACUAGUAAAGCUUGUCAAGUUCCAUAAACUAGCAAUAGCGCCUGAUUUUGAUGUUGCUGAUAUUUUAGUAACCUAUUUGCAGUUGAUACUUGAUAUUUUGUAGCUUCCGGUGAUGCUCAAUUACAAUAUUAGAACCAUUCCGUAUUUUUUUGGCUGCUUCAGAUGUACCGUAUUUUUUGACCUUUGAAUAUAUUUAUUAAGAGAAAUGUCAAGAAUUGUAACCAGUUAUCCAAUUGUGAUCUAAUUUGGUCUUUCAUUGAGUUAGUAUAGCAGCAGAUGCAUUGAACUAAACUUGCUAGGAACUGGAAAAGAGAAGAAGGUGGACGCCGAUGAUCAUGAUAUUUUUUUUGAAUAAUUUCUGGCAUUACGGAUUUUUAGUAAUAUGGAAAAGAACGAAAUUAAGAUAGACAGAUUCAGCAAAAUAGAUGGAAUUAUAAAGGUGACGUAUUAAAAGAAUAUAUGUAAAAUGGAAGUCGUAGCGUAAAACUGAAGGUUUUUAAUGGAAUUCUUAAGAAGAUGCCUAGUCAUAUUAAGAGAGUAUCAAGAGGUUCUUGAGUUUAUGCAGGUCGAAGCUUAGCUUUAAAGAAAAACUGGCAGUUGAAUAGUGAUGUGUAAAUUAUUAGUACUUGUUACUAUGUAGUACUACAAAAGAAUGUCAUAAUUAAAGAUUUGCAGUUUCAGCAGUAAAUAGUCUAUUUUGGUCAAAAUGGAUUGAUUUUGGCUGAAUGAAUUUACAAAUGUAUGGAUUUCAGAUUUUCUGGUGAAAUUAUUUAAUUUUCACCGUAAACUACUGUAGUUUCUAGCAAAAAUGAUGAGUUUGACUGAUCCCCUCUCUCGAUAUCAAAUUCCAUUCCAUAGAUAUUCUGAUGUUGUAUUGAUAACCUUGACUUUCCUAUUCUAAUGCUUGUUACAGGAUUGAGAGGUCACGCCAAUUAUCGCUCACUUUGUACUACUCUAUGGUUAGUACUUAUGAUAUCGACUAACUACUGUACGUUUUCUCCAUUUAUAUUCUUCUAAAUUACCCUCUCUUUUAGGUGCUAGAGCUUAAAGCAUAGAAUAGUAAUGUCUCACUAUAGCAAGGUUAUGGUUGUUCAUCUGUGGUGGUGUUCAAGAAAAUAUGAUUCUCUUUUCAGUUGCUGGGACGUGCUCUAAUCUGUGCGUGUACUGUGCUUCAACACAAUCAAUAACAUGAUAUUCGAGGUGUUGACAGCUAGAAAUUUAACAAGUAGCCGAAUUCGAUCUGAAAGUUAGUAUCAUGGUCAAAUUUGCGUCACCUGCAUUUUUUUUCUUUUACAAGUCUGCAUAUAAUAUAUCUAAUGUCACAUGCCUUAAGGACGGUACAUGGUAUCCCGACUUCCUCCUACUAUACUUUCAUUGUUCUUUGCCACAAAAUAUUGAAUGUACAUUACCAUAUUUCCACCUUAUGUAUGAUGGAUGGUUUACGAGUCAUGGUUUAAGUUGGCUUGUUUUUUAUUGUCACUUUCAUUGUUAGAAUAAUAAGUUUAAUGUUUUGGUUUAAACUAAUAAUCAAUUCAGUUCAGUCUACUCAUCAUAUUUUCCAAAUUUGAAAGUGCACUUCCAUUUCUUACCAUUUUGGUAGUUGUUUAAUUCCUAUAUUUUUGAUCAAUGCUAUGAUGACUUUUCGCCCUUCAAUUUCGAGCAUAAUCUUUUUGGUUAACAAUUUAUUACUUUUGGCUACCUGCUGUUACAGGCUAUUACUGUUUUGAGAUUUGUAAUAUCUAAUCACAUAUUAUAUAACAGAUAAAGACGUUGGAGAGUGCCAGGCACUGUUCAGAUAGAUAUUAACCAUUAGCGGUGUUGUUGCUUUUCUUUAUUGAUAUUAUCUAAAACGCAUUAUGUUAUCAACAGUGUUUUAAAUAGCGGCCGCUAUACCCGCCAUAGCGGCCGCUAUAGCGGUUUUUAGGUGUUACCGCUACGCUAUAAUAUAUAAAGCGGUAUAUAGUGGUUCGGGUUCAUACCGGCCACUUUAGCGGUGUAGCGCUCGCUAAAGCGGCUGCUAUAUAGCGGUAGAAAAGCGGGCACUAUGAGCCCACCUUUAAAAAAUGCAAAUAGGUUAAAAUGGCUUAUCGGGUCGGAUCCUUAAAUGAAAUAAACCCUGUUUCUAAGGGUUUGGAAGAUAAAAAGGUGAUCCGUUUUUAAAAGAGAUUCAGAUAUCAUCAUUUUUUUGGUUUGCUAAAUAUUUUAAAGUUAAUCUUAAAUUCUUCAUAGGUAACGACAUUAAAUAUAUAGGCUUGCAAUACUAAAAAAAGAAUGAUUAGUUGUCUUUUCUUCGAAAUUAUAUGUAUUUUGUAAGAAACAUAAACAUAUUAAAUUUGUUUUUAUGAAAUCUGCUAUGAGUUCAUAACGCCCGCUAUAGCGCCCGCUAUCCGCUUUCCGCUAUGAGACUCUCCGAACACUAUAUACCCGCUAUCCACUAUUUACAACCUUGGUUAUCAACCAGGAGUAUACUACAGUGUGUGUUGGUAAUAUUGAAACAUAACCAUUCACUUCGUUUUGUUAGUUAGUUAGUAGAAUAUACGACCAAUGGAAUAAGAAGCUUCAGGACAGAGUGAGAAAAGAGAUCAUCGCCAACGAUGCCGGGAGCUUAAGCGAAUUGGGGCUCACGGUAAGAAAUCCUACUAACCAUUGCUUCAAUUCUUCCUUGUUGAGCGUGACUGCGGCUUUGAUCACUCGAAUCCAUUUGAGUGGUUCAAGUAGCAAAUUUGCUUCUCUUAUGUAAUCUUCAUCGAUGAUCCUGCUAACGUCCUUUUGAACUUUGUAAAUCUUACUGGAAGGUUCUCUUGCUGUGCAUGACUAAAAGCAAAGUAGAUGCCUUUUCAUAUCAGUUGUUCAUUUAUUUAUUGGUUGGUAUUGUGAUUCUAAUAGUAGAUGAUGGAUGCUGAGCGCAUGCAGCGCUGUACUUAUUUUUACAUUUUUCACCACUGUUUUCAAACUUCAGAAUUCUAUGUGAUUUAUCUUUUGAA
Messenger RNA from Ananas comosus (pineapple), 6234 nucleotides. RefSeq names its product protein FAR1-RELATED SEQUENCE 5-like. Gene Ontology annotation, molecular function: zinc ion binding. The record is from RefSeq and is a predicted model, not a curated record. The transcript has 6 exons. The coding region runs from base 291 to 3020 and encodes 909 amino acids. Gene Ontology annotation, biological process: regulation of DNA-templated transcription. Lineage: Eukaryota; Viridiplantae; Streptophyta; Magnoliopsida; Poales; Bromeliaceae.